Molecule: messenger RNA, 4865 nt
Organism: Sus scrofa (pig)
Lineage: Eukaryota; Metazoa; Chordata; Mammalia; Artiodactyla; Suidae
Source: RefSeq, a predicted model, not a curated record
ACCCUCUUCCGAUCUAGGCCCCACGUCCAGACCCCUGUGUGUCCUGGCCCUGCCUUCACAGCCCGGCCAGCCGCACCACCCAGCUGCUCCAGGCCAAGCCGGGAGGGGGUCAGCCUCAUUCCUCCUUUCACCCCUGCACCUCCCAAUUCAGGCAUCGGCGAGCCCCACCUGCCCCCCGCCCCAGGCAGCCUGCUUUUCCGCCCACGGCUCUGUAAUCUGCUCCCACCGCGGUGGGCAUGAUCUUCCCCAGUGGAAGUCGGGUCCCCGGCCACCUAGCUCCUGGAACGAGGCCGCCCCUGGUUCACCUGUGUCACCCCCACCCCUCCCGCCACAGCACACCUGCUUCCCUCAGGGCUCUCGGCUCCAUGACUCACCCCGGGACCUCUUUCUUGCCUCCAGGCCUUGGCACUGGCUGUUCCCUCUGCCUGGAAUACCCUUCCCAGUCUGGAAGGGCUGCCCCUCUCGGGCUCAAAGGAUGCCUUUCUGGAGCAACCCCUUGGGCCCCGGUCCUUGGGCUCCCAGGGGGUCAGUCCCAGCAUGGACCGCCCCCUGGAGCGCCGGCUCUGUUGGCUUGUUGCCUGGUGGAUGUGGUCACCGCGGCAUCGACGCCCAAUGACAGGUGUGUGACUUUGACCAGGAUGUCUGGAGUCCAUUGCUCACUGCCCUGUGGUGACCCUAUCUCUAGCCCCUCACUAACACGUUUGCUCCCCAGUUUCCUCCAGAAGUCAAAACUGAUACGGGGUGGCCUCAAACCCCAUCACACAGACGCUGUCGUCAGGCAGGACAGGACGUUCCAGGGGCCCAGGGGUCCCCUCCCAGGAGUGGAAGGCACUGGUUGGACCUCUCCUCGGACGGAGUUAGUUCCUCCAUGCCCGGAUCCCCCCAUCUUGCAGGUCAGAAAACUGAGGCUGGACAUCAGGGAACCUGCCCGGAGUCUGGGCAGUGCGGGAAGUGUGAGCCCCACGGCUCAGGCUCUCUGCUUUCACCAGGACCCUCAAAUUUCCAUGCCCCAUGCCACCCAGAGGUCGACCACGCCUGUGCUGGGGGUAGCCCCAGCUCAGCUGCUUGCCCACAGAACCAGGAAAUGGCAUAAAAGGCCUCUGUAUAAAAACGGAAAAGUAGGACACGCUCAUGUGUAAAACGCACACACAGAAGGAUGAGUAGCAGAAGCAUGGUGGUCCCCACAUGUUUACCCCCCGUGGAGACCACCGGGACACAGAGGUCUGGAGUCUUAGGGGACCCCUGCCUGCUCACAGGGCCCAGGGCUCGGGGGCCUCCCCCCCGCUACAGCUCUGCCUUCACCUCCUCCCCAGCAGCUUCGGUCCCAGCUCCCCCAUCCUGGCUGAGCGUGGUACCCGCACCCACGGUUGCUAGGAGACGGUUGCUGAGAGUCACAACUCAGCUGGCAACGGAAAACACCCCCAGCAACACAGUUUGCUGGGCCCGUUUAGACCGACUUGCUUCCUUGUCCACUCAAGGCCUCGGCCUCUAUGCAAACAUUUGGAGGGUUUUCUCUCCCAAGGUUUCUGGAAACUUAGCACGCACGCAGUGUUUGGGUGUGGUUGUGACAUACAUGUAACAGCUAUGGUGUCUGCGUUGAAGCCUGGGACCAAGGCAGGCGAUGCCAUCGGGAGAACCCACUUGUUACCGCAGGCUGGCUCGGGUGCUCGGCUAAUUCAGGACCUUGUCUCAUCUGAUCAAACCCCAGGCGGCCAGCUUCACACCCCCAAGCCCAAGGCCCAGCCGAUUCACAUAAAAGAGGAGAGGCUGAUGGCUCCCGACCCAGAGCCAGGCAGGGGGGUCCCUCUCCACUGCCGUGUGCAGGGACAUCACACCCCAAGCCAUGUGCUGACUCCCCAGGGCCCAGGACAAGGGCUAGGAUGCUUGUCACCAGCUCUUCAGGCCACACAUAUUUCCUUUUGAGGGACCCCAGCCCAGGGACCCCGGGAGCCGGCAGUUAUGCAGGGCAGAUGCCCGGAAGUUAGGAUGGUGGCGUGGCUGAGGCAGGCGCUUUGCCUAGAAUCCUCUCCUCUCCCCAGUCCCCCAUCUGGCCAGGAAUUCUAGCACGAAACCAGAAUCCCCACUUUCCUCUGUCUGGGUAUCUUCAGGGUGGCCCUUCUCCACCCUCCGGAGGCUGGAUAUGGCCAAGGAGUCAAGGGCAGAAGUGACACGCUAUCCAGGAAAAGCUUUGAGAGCCACCACACCAUUCACUGCCCUGGCCACCAGCAACGGGUGACAGCCAGUGGGUGGGGGCUCCACCCAUCUGGGCUUCUAAAUGGGGAGGACAGGACAUGGGACAGAGGAGAGCCAUCAGGCCAUGAGGGCAAGCAGAAGAUAAACCACUGCACUCUGGGGACUGUUUGUUACCGCAGCCUGACCUAGGCUGUGCUGACUGCUACAGGCUACGGGGGUGUGACAUCUCAAGGGUGUCCUUUAAAAUGCCAACAUCCCUGGCAAGGGGGAGAGGUCUUAAAACUGAAGAUCUUAUCAGGUUGCUGCUGACUGCAUGGCGAGAUCCACAGGUUAAGCUGGAGGCCUUGGAGGAAUGGGACUCAGGCUCAGUUCUGUGGGGAGCCUGUGGGGGUGCUCCUGGCAGGAGGCUGAGUGUCACGGGUGGAGACGGAAGGGAUGCUUGUUAUGUGAUGGGCGGAGGAAGUGGAGCGGGCAGCAAACGCAUGCUUCCUUCUCUUUCCUACCCAGGCACAUCCCUGCUGUACUUCUCUGGGCCUCAGUUUCUCUGUCUGCAAACUGGGCUGACUCACUCCUGCUCUGCACACAUCCUGGUGAAGAUGAGGGGAGUGCUCUCUGUACUGCAAGGGCCGGAUAGACAGCGCCAGCGUUGUGCCUCCAUAUGUAAAGAGCCUGCUUCCCUGGGAUCCUGUUCACUCUUGCGGCAGCCCCGAGAAGUAUCCAGCUCCUUCUUUUGCAGAAGGAGGAACGGAGGUCUGGAGACGUGCUUGAGGCUGCCCAGCCCCUUGCAGGCAGAGCUCACACAGCAUCAAGCUGCCGCCCCUCCUGGGUUUCCAGAGCUGCGGGUCCCUGAGCCCUGCCUCCCCUCCGGCUGUGGGCACAGUCUGCGGUGGGGAGAGGCUGCAGCAGCACCCACCGCCCCACACCCUCAGGCUGGGUUCUGGCGAGAAGGGCUCGACUGGCAGCACGCACAGGUGUGGCAGCUCCUCGGCACGCCCAAGGCUCUGGUGGGUAAAUCACUCCAGUGCUGGGGCUCCGGGCCCCGGCACGACAAGGCAGAGCGUGUUCUGUGCAAUCAAAGACAGGAUGUACUUGGGAGCGGCCGCGCCAUUGUUGUGGUGUAGCGGAAGAGAAAUUAAUUUUAAUCUUGGAGUCAAUUCCAGCCUGGGCGGGAAGUGCCAACGCUCAGAGAGGGCUGGUGGCAGGCGCGUGCCCCGGCUCACGUGGCCACUGCAGCCUGGAUGUGGGGGAAACGCAGCCACGAUGCAGCACAGCCCCCUGGGGACCCUUCCGCGUUAGGACCCCAGGCCCAGCCCACGGCCCGGCACAGGAAGACGCCCUGGUCCCUCAUCCUGCCCAGAAGGCCUUUGGCGGGCUUUCCGCUGUCCCUGGACCCCUCCCUCUCUUACUAUAACAUACUCACUCUGGGCCGCCACCUACCGGGACAGUGGGCGGGGCCGGGGCAGUGGUGGGACAGAGCCACCCCCUGCAAGUGCCCUGGGCCCUGAUCUCUCCUCUGCCACCUGACCUGAGCCUGGGGACCUGCAAUGAACAGCCCUCUCCACUGGCCACCCUCCCCUGACUGGUCGGCCCCACCCCGUCUCUGGGCCUCUGUUUCCCCAGCUGCAAGGCCAGGGGCUAGCAGUGAGCUCCGGGGCAGGCCAGUGCCCCGACACCCCUUCCAUCUCCUCUUCUUCGCUCUGGGGACCCCAACUGCACUUUGGGGGGCGGCAGCGAUGGACUGGUUCUAAAGGCGUCUCCUGGGUCUGGCGUCACUACCGGGAGUGGCCCGAGGGAAGGCUGCCUGAGGGCUUCCGGAAAGUUCUCCCAAGGGGUGGGCCUUCCUCUUUAUGCUGCCUGGCACUCCUGUCACCUGCUAUGACCUGCUGGGGCGGCACAGGCACCUUGGGACCCCACGCUGGAGGAUGGCCACGCCCUCAGCCUGGCUCCACAGUGGCGGCAGGGAGCUGCAGCACCGCCCCUGGGCUUCUGGCUCUGCAAGAACCACACACUCCCUCGGUGGAUCAGGACCCGAGGUUUGCUCCUGGCCACUGGAGGCAGCUGCUGAGAGAUGCAAGCUCCAGACAGGGACAAUAAUAACAGCAGCUCUGCUAUUGUUACUGAGGCGGCAGCUGCACUGAGCAUGUCACCUCUAAGGCUCUCGGUUCCCCAACAGUGACCACGAGGCCAGUCUCGCUACUGGGUCCAUUCCACAGACGGCACUAGAGACGGUGGGUCAUUCGCCCCCACUUGGGGAGGGGGCUUCAUGUUGAGGGCAAAGGGCACACACUUAAGUGAAAGAAGCCGGACCAAAAAAAGACGCUCGUUGUAGGAGACUCUUUAUGGGAAACGCCUACGAGGGGCAAACCCAUCGAGCCGGAAAGCAGAUUCGUGGCUGCCAGCGGCGGUGGGGCAGGGCGUGGGGGUGCCUGUUAAUGGGUACGGGGCUUCUUUUUGGAUGAUGGGAACAUUCUGAAACUAGACAGUGGUGAUGCCUGCGCGACACUGUAAGAUGCCUUAAGAAUGGGGCCCCCCCACUGGGGGAGGGACACAGGAGUCCUGGCUCUGUCGCUCCCCCUGUCCCUGACCCGGCAAAGGGGGCAGUGAGGCACUAGCCCCAGCCUGGUCCUGAGGGUGGCAGGGGACUGUGGCGGCAGGUCCAAGAAAGGGGUGAU